Molecule: messenger RNA, 1237 nt
Organism: Pangasianodon hypophthalmus (striped catfish)
Lineage: Eukaryota; Metazoa; Chordata; Actinopteri; Siluriformes; Pangasiidae
Gene: rtraf
Product: RNA transcription, translation and transport factor
Exons: 8
Coding region: 124-855 (243 amino acids)
Biological process (GO): tRNA splicing, via endonucleolytic cleavage and ligation
Cellular component (GO): tRNA-splicing ligase complex
Molecular function (GO): RNA binding
Source: RefSeq, a predicted model, not a curated record
AAGUCCGUCUCAUUAAUGUGGCUCGCUUCACACUGCUAGCUGAGCAAUUCCUACGUAGCCACAUAUUACAGCUUUAUCUGGAGUGUUAUAAAUCUUUUCCGAUAUUGUUUGGUGGGAAAUAAAAUGUUCCGUAGGAAGCUUACGGCUUUAGAUUAUCAUAAUCCUUCGGGUUUUGACUGCACAGAUGAAACCGAGUUCAGAAAUUUCAUCGUUUGGCUGGAGGAUCAGAAAAUCAGACAUUAUAAAAUCGAGGAUCGUGGAAACCUCAGGAACAUCUCGAGCUCUGAGUGGCCAAAGUCCUUUGAAAAGUAUCUACGAGACGUGAGCUGCCCAUUCGGUGUUCAGGAAAGGUGCGAGGCCAUCGACUGGCUGCUGGGUCUCGCAGUUCGGUUUGAAUACGGUGACAAUGUGGAGAAAUACAGAAACUGCACACCUGCAGAGGAGGUGAACAACGCAACACAAAAACCAGCCGACCCUCUCAUUAACCUGGACAGCAACAAUCCUGAUUUUAAGGCUGGAGUCACGGCCCUGGCAAACCUUCUCAAAAUUCAGAGACACGAUGACUAUCUGGUGAUGCUCAAGGCCAUUAGGAUCCUUGUCCAAGAACGCUUGACUCCUGACGCCAUUUCAAAAGCCAGCAAGGCAAAAGAGGGUUUGCCAGUUGCUUUGGACAAGCACAUCCUAGGCUUUGACACCGGCGACGCCACUCUGAACGAAGCGGCUCGUAUCCUCCGGCUCCUGCACAUCGAGGAGCUGCGCGAGCUCCAGACAAGAAUCAACGAGGCCAUCGUGGCUGUGCAGGCCAUCAUCGCCGACCCAAAGACCGAUCACCGUCUCGGCAAAGUGGGCAGAUGAUCACACACUCCGUGGACGGCGUGAAAUGGAACAGGACGAUUGGUGUUUAAUUGUGCCAUGAUUGUGGAGAAAUGAAUUUGAAAACGAAGAUUUUUGCGUUGCCCUUUAGACCUAAAAAGCUCAGAAAUGUUUUUGGACAUUUGGAGAAUAUAUGAGUUGCACCAUCAAACAGUACAUUAACAGUUUUUUUCACUUAUACAAAGCACUGUGCGUUUCCUGUAACAGAUCUGUUUCGUUGGAAAUGAUGAAGUGGCUUUUGGACAGCAAGUUUUUUUUUUUUUUUGUGGGUGUGUGUUUGUUUGAGACUUGCUUUUUCUUUCAAUGAAAAAAAGAUAAAACUGCAAAGGCAUGUGUGCAUACGUAUAAAUUACAUUAAUGCAAA